UCUUGUCAUCGUCCAAUUCGAUCCAUUAUUCUUCAUAAUCGUCAUCUUCGAAUUGAAAAGGAGGCCUGGGAGAUGGGGAACUGCCAGUGCCAGUGCGAGGCUGUGGAUGCUCAAGCUGCAGCAGCAAUGGUGAUAGUGAUACAGCACCCAAACGGGAAACAGGAGACGAUGAAUUCUCCGGUCACCGCCGCGGAGGUGAUGCGACGGAACUCCGGCCACUAUGUGUCUCUUAUAAUCCCCAACCACCAACGGACCACCGUACGCCUCAAGCUUCUCCGGCCACCAGAAACCCUAAUUCUUGGCCGGGCUUAUCGCCUCAUCACCACUCAAGAGGUGAUCAAAGUGCUGAGGGCAAAGAAAAAUGCAGCCACACUCAGAAAACAUGAUGAUGAUGAUGAUGAUCAUGAUGUGUCUGAAUCAGAUGAAGUUUUGCAUCGAGAAGGAAACGACAACGAGUUUAAUCUUCAGGACAUAAGAAAACUUGAUGGACAUCAUCGUCAUCAUCAGCAGCAGCAGCAGAGAUCAAGAUUGAAAAACUUCAGGUCGAAUUCAUGGAAGCCAUCUUUGCUCAGCAUUUCAGAGGCUUGAGGUUGAUGUUUAUAUCUAUAUAUAUCUCUCUCUAUAUAUAUAUAUAUAUAUUCUAAGAAUGGAGGAUUAUUGUGCAGACCCACCCACCCCCAGCUACCAAUUCCGAUCGAAAUCAUGACCUGCAAAUAAUAAUAUUUAAUUCGUUAUUUUGUAUAGCUAAUAAAUAG
Messenger RNA from Andrographis paniculata, 755 nucleotides. RefSeq lists its product as uncharacterized. The record is from RefSeq and is a predicted model, not a curated record. Bases 73 to 588 code for a protein of 171 amino acids. The transcript is spliced from 3 exons. Lineage: Eukaryota; Viridiplantae; Streptophyta; Magnoliopsida; Lamiales; Acanthaceae.